ACACACCCCCCCUCCAAAAAAAAAUCCCCCCGUCCGUGAAACGAGACGCGAGCCUUCUCCGACGGCGACGGUGCCUGCCUCCUCCUCACUCCGCCCACAGGCCCCGCCCCAGCAGCCGCGCCGUCCGCCGCUGGUUCUUCCUCGAAGCCGUACCAGCCGAGCCGGUCACUCCUCCUCCGACCCCGACGCCGGCUCAUCCCCUGCCGCCGCCGUCGACGCCGCCUCAUCCCCUGCCGCCGCCGUCGACGCCGCCUCAGCUCCUGGUGCCUCUGACCCACAGGCCCUCCCGGCAACCUGCCCUUAUUUACGUUUCUUGUCAGAAAGACAGCGGGUAAAAAUCCGUGAUAUACGUUGUGAUGGCAGCAAAUGCAUCAGGUAUUAUCUUCGUUUUGUGUACUGCAUUAUUUUUUUGGACAUGUCCUUUGUGUACUUUAGCAUCUUAUCCAGUAACAAUCAGUGACAAGCUGAGGCUCUUCUUGUGUCACAUAGAAUGCGUCAAAGAGAGUUCGGUAAAAUGUCUGCCUCUAUAAGUUUGUGUUAUAUUAACACCUGCAAUCGUUCUUCUAAUUUUACUCCAGGUCAGUCCCAAGAAAAGAAGAAAACAAAAGAGAAACAGCCUAUGAAGAUACACUAUGACCUGUUAAACCUAAGGAUGAACCAGGCUGAACAGAAAGUGACUUGUGAGCUUAUGAUGCCAGCAAAGUUACCAGAUUUCUAUAACCCUCCCCUUGGUGCUGAUCCGGUUGUCCUCCAUGUGAAACAUCCAACCCAAGACAAGCAUUCUGUUACUUUAAUGAGGGAUUGCUUACAUAAGAACCUUCUGCAUGCAAAACUUGUUAGUGACAAAGAUUCAUAUCUGCUAGUCUUUACUGACCGAUACACAGGAAUGUUAACAGCAUACUUCAAGUCAACUGAACCAUUUGUAGCUAAGUAUGCCGAACCGGGCCGGAUACCAUUCCCGUCCGCUAAGCUUCAAAGUGUUGUGAGUCAAAUGCUUGAUGGUUUGAAGGGACUGUGGCUCUAUGACAAGUACCAUGGAAACUUGAGAUUGGACAACACAUACUACUAUAAGACAAAAGAUGGUGAUGUCGUUGUGAAGUUGGCAAGUUUUAAAUGUCAAGGUACUAAACUUAAAGACCCUGCAAAAAAGGGAAAAGAUAAAACAGAGACUGUUGCACAUUAUCAGGCGAAAGAUUUACAAGCAAUGGGCACUGCGCUGGAAGAAAUAUCUCAAAUGGCUAGUGAUUUGAGUGAGAAAGGCUAUCUGUUGGAUUGCAGACAGAUUGACCACCUUGCCGAAAGACUAAAAGAAGUGUCCAAGGGAGAGAUGCAUUAUAUCAUGGAUGAGAUUAGAACUUGUCCCUUUUUUUGGACUCGAGUUGAGCGAAAAUAAUUUUUUGUUUCUCAAGUCCCCUUGGCUAUGCUCAGCAACUCCAACAAAGCAAAAAUUGAUGCAGAACAGGACGUGUGUACUUUGCCUUGGAACAAUGAUGACUACGAUGGUUUCCUUGACCUGAUGAUUAAGUACCAAGAAAGGAAUAACCUCGGUGCAUAUGAUUUUAACAGCAGGGUCUGUUAUGUGCAGUUUAUUAGUGGUAUUUAUACUCAUGAGGUGGAGUUGAAGAAUCCAACUGCUUCAGUGGAUGCGACUGUCAUUUCAAGGAAUCAUGGUGUUUUUCUGGUACUAUACUCUUUACUGCCACGACCUCCAAGACCUGUUAACCAGGGGUGAUGUUAAGAUGGUAAAGCAUGCAAGACCAGAGAUGCCAGUGACAGUUAGCAGUUCGAGGACCGUGGCUGCUGUAACAAGGCUUAAAGUAACUGCAGUAUGAUGAGUCGUUUUGCUAGUUUCGACUCCUCCAGGACUACUGAUGAGUGAUGGCUCUAUUGAUUCCUCCAGGACAGCUUCUUCUGCUAGUUUAUGUGAAUCUAAAGAUUACAUGUUGCCACAGAAUCAUUGGUGAAAUUGUUACCAUCUGUGAGUGUUGUUAUGUGGCACCGUUGAGACGUGUUGUUGUUCAUGGUCAUCUAUUUUGAGAUGCUGGCAUGGUGGUAAAUACCAGACUUUUGAUGUACCAGUGCACGACAUUGCAUUGGUUUGCCUUGGCAUACUGCCAGUAAA
Messenger RNA from Aegilops tauschii subsp. strangulata, 2122 nucleotides. NCBI's taxonomy places the organism in Eukaryota, Viridiplantae, Streptophyta, Magnoliopsida, Poales, Poaceae. The record is from RefSeq and is a predicted model, not a curated record.